AGCAACAAAGUUACCAGAAAGCACCCAUGUAUCAAAGAAGGAAGAGGCAGAGAGUGAAAAAGAUUCCUCGUAUGAGAGCGAUGCACCACCUGCUUCUAAGAGGCAACGCAGAGACUCCAGUAGUACUCAGGAGACAAGUUGCACUAACAAGGAGCCCUUGGAAGAAUCACAGAUGAGUAGAAGAAAUUCAGUUUCUUCUAAAAAAGAAAACUCAAGUCCCCCCCCGGUAGUGACCAAUGGCUUGACCCCCACCGCGCAAGCAGGCCAAGCAGCCACACCCGUCCCCAGUAACCCUGCCACUGAUGUCAGAGAAGAGAAAGAAGAGGACAAGGGAAGUACGAAAGUUGUCUCUAAAGAGAAAAAGACAGUCAGCAAAGACAAAACAAAAGGGAAGCUGAUGAAUGGGAAUAACCAUAUCAAGGAGGAAAUGGAAGAAUACUUGGAGGAGGACUUUGAAGGAAGCAGACCUGAAAAUGGGGAUUCAGAUUACGUGAAGAAUUUGGCCGAUCCUGAAAAGUCAUCUGGCGGCUCAGUCACAGAUAGCAUAGCAGAGAGUGCAGCGGCACCAGUGACGCCUCCUUUAAGUGGUGGUGUUAAUUAUACUGCACUGUUAACCAGAGGAAUCUUGCCAUCUGUUGCUAACAUGAAGACAGACACAAUUCUCAUCUCCCCCUUUGCACUAAGUGACAAGAUAGUGCAGAAGGUCCUCCUCCCCGCACAGCCAUCCACUGGAGCUUCCCCCUCUUGCACAUCACCCAGCUCAAGCACAACGACUGUCACAACCCCUACUGCAACACUCAGCACAAACAGUCAGACAGACACCUCUCCAAGUCAGCCCUACAUUCAACCGCCCUUGGUCUCUGUACAAGAGGUCCAAGCUACACUAGAACAAUACCAGCGGAAGCUUGCCUUUCAUGAGCCAAGACCGUGCCCGACGUGCAAAAGGAUGUACCGAGAUGCUGCCACCUUGCGGACACACAUGGCUAUCAUGCAUGCUGAAGGCAGAGAACCUUUCUCAUGCACAUGUGGGGCAUUGUUUCGUACAAAAUAUGACAUGUACCAACACAAGAAGAAUGGUCAUCGAUAAGCUUGACAAGUGAACUUCAAGGCCAAAGAACAAGCUGCGAUGUAGAGCAAGGAAAACCUGGAGACAGGCAGGUAGUUGUGUCACCAUUACGACUGCUAUAUAUAUGGCAAACUGAUUAACCAUGCCAAAGAUAAGAAAUGUGGUAGUUGUGUACUAAACAGGAAUUGUCUGGUGUAGAAAUGCAUUUCAGAAAAUAAUUGGAACUAAAUAGUAGAAAUGUAUAAUGCCUCCCUAAUGAUCUGGUAUUGGUAUGGAUUGAUAUUUUAUUCUUUUAGAAG
Molecule: messenger RNA, 1365 nt
Organism: Penaeus monodon (black tiger shrimp)
Lineage: Eukaryota; Metazoa; Arthropoda; Malacostraca; Decapoda; Penaeidae
Product: zinc finger protein 358-like
Exons: 6
Coding region: 173-1087 (304 amino acids)
Source: RefSeq, a predicted model, not a curated record